Phytophthora infestans T30-4 is the source of this 2009-nucleotide messenger RNA. RefSeq names its product protein kinase. The record is from RefSeq and is a predicted model, not a curated record. Gene Ontology annotation, molecular function: protein kinase activity; ATP binding. The transcript has 4 exons. The coding region runs from base 51 to 2009 and encodes 652 amino acids. Lineage: Eukaryota; Oomycota; Peronosporomycetes; Peronosporales; Peronosporaceae. Gene Ontology annotation, biological process: protein phosphorylation.
GUUGUUGACGCAACAAAAAAACUCUGAACGGUUGUACAAACCCAUCGACCAUGCAGCGACUUGUGCAGCGCGAUAAGGGCGCUCCUGUUGUGCGCGAGGGAGACGAAGACAGCGAAGCGGACGAGGUUGAUGUUAAAGACGAGCUGCUACUGGAGCUGGCGGACACGGAGCAGCAGCUGGUGCAGGCGGCACCCGCAAAAGUCGCGUCUCUUCCGACUACGCUGGUGCUGGAUAGCGGUCCGGGCAAGUUGCGCACGUCCGCCCGCUACGUAAACCUACACACUUAUAACCCGCAAAGUGAUCAGGUCGAUGGGUACGCAGAGACGAAGAUCGGCGGUCACAAAAUGGACCACAAGCGUCCGUUCUUCUCAGACUGGCAGGGCCAGCUCCACGGGCCGUUAAAGACCGCUGUAUGGGGCGCUCUAGGAGCAGCUUUUACAGGUUCUCCAGCAGUACUAAGUGCGCCAUCAUCCCAGGCCCGUACGUCUCUGUCCUACGCGGCUCCCAAGCCCGAAGUUCUCGUGUACUCAGCUGUUAAAAUCGGCGGCCAUCCACUGGACCACGUACCGUUCUUAAGUCGCGGCCUACCGUCGAGACCUCUAUUAGGAUACGUACCGGACUCAGCCAGACUACAGCCACCGUCGCCCGCAGCUGUGACGUACGAGAUCGCUCCUAAUGUAUCCAACUUGUACGACUGCAGUCGUUGUUUCCGACUACGACAGUCGCCACGCGUCCAGCUUUGCUGUGGCCAUCCUGUGUGUGCCAAAUGUGUGGCUUCACGUACGAUAAAACACGUAGAACACAACCGGACGUGCUUCUUGGAGUGUGCACGCUGCAACGACAUGGUCGCGGUCGAAGCUGUAGUUUUCACUAAUUAUAUUUUACGGAUGGAACCUUUUUCAGCACGCACAGUCUCGGAGCUGGAGACGCAACAAGAAACAACAGAAAAGACGUCGACGUCGUUAUCAGGUGCCUGGAAACAGGGAGGCGUUCUUGCGGCGUUGUCUUUUAUCGCAGGGAGAUUCGUACCUACCAGGUCCAAGAAACCUCAAAGGAAGCGAAAUAUUGUCGAAGAAGCAAAAAAAUUGGUCGCUGAAGUGCUGACGGAUGAAGCUGAUGAAUUAGUGGUCGAUGGAGUGGCGGGUUUAACCAAGGAGGUCGUAAGAGCAGAGGUUACGAUCCAAAAGGGACCCGAGAGAUGGGUUAAACGUGUACAGGGUCUUCAAUCGCCGUCGAAACUGCUUAAAUUCUCGUUUGUACGCACGUUGGGUGUCGGUAACUUUGCUGAGGUGAUGCUAGUGGAGAACCGGAAGGGCCAGUUGACUGUGUUGAAGGAAAGCGACAAACUACCGGAAGCGGCGAACGAGAUCAGCAUCUUAUCAAGAGUCCGCAGUCCCCACGUGGUGCAGAUCCAACAGUAUUUUAUUGAGGAGAUCGGACACAGACAUUUUGCUUACAUUGAGAUGGAAUACUGCGACGGUGGCGAUUUGAAAGAAAUGCUCGAGAAAAAGGGACGACUGGGGGGAGACGACUUCGACUACAUGUUCCGCCAGUUGUGUCUUGGUCUGAAGGAAAUCCAUCGACAUGGGAUCGUCCAUCGGGACCUGAAGCCAGGCAACGUCCUCUUGACGAGCGAGGGCACUACAAAGAUCGCGGACUUUGGUGUAUCGACCUACUUGGAGAGCGAUCUACUGACACAUCACGCUGCUGGUACGCUGGCGUUCAUGGCGCCCGAGGUUCGACGGUAUUUCCUGGGAGAAGUCGUGAGUUACGACGACAAGGCAGAUAUCUGGUCUCUUGGCGCUCUAGCUGUGGCGAUGCUGACGGGAAACCCGGAGCCUCGAGUGGCCACUCGUCCAGUGGAGGAACUUGUCGACGAGUUGAAGGAAGAGAAACUGGACGAGAAGUACACACAGUUAGUGGGAGGCAUGCUCGCUGCCCAUCCAGCAGAGCGGUUAUCUCUGGAAGACCUGCUCGAAGCUUUCCCUCCCAUGAAUUCUCGCUUGUAA